Molecule: messenger RNA, 1026 nt
Organism: Python bivittatus (Burmese python)
Lineage: Eukaryota; Metazoa; Chordata; Lepidosauria; Squamata; Pythonidae
Gene: DPF1
Product: double PHD fingers 1
Biological process (GO): nervous system development
Cellular component (GO): nBAF complex
Source: RefSeq, a predicted model, not a curated record
AACUGCUACAUUUGGAUGGAGAAGACCCACCGGGGCCCAGGCCUGGCUCCUGGGCAGAUCUACACCUACCCAGCUCGCUGCUGGCGGAAGAGGCGGCGGCUGAACAUCCUGGAGGAUCCGCGGCUGCGGCCCUGUGAGUUCAAGAUUGAUUGUGAGCCCCCCCUGAAGAAGGAGGGCUCCCUGCCAGAAGGUCCAGUCCUGGAGGCCCUCCUCUGUGCAGAGACUGGAGACAAGAAGCCGGAUCUGAAGGAGGAAGAGCUGAUCUUAGACUGCCCGAAAGCUCCUCUUGGGGAAUUCCUGCACGAUUUGGACCCAGAGGACUUGGAGGACGACGUGCCCCGGCGUAAGAACAAGGCCAAGAGCAAGGCCUACGGAAUCGGAGGAUUGCGGAAGAGGCAGGAUGCUGCCUUGCUGGAGGACCGUGACAAACCCUAUGUUUGCGACAUUUGCGGGAAACGCUACAAGAAUCGCCCCGGACUAAGUUAUCACUACACGCACACCCACUUGGCGGAAGAGGAAGGUGAGGAGGGGCCGGAGCGGCACACUCUGCCCUUCCAUCGCAAGAACAACCACAAACAGUUUUACAAAGAACUGAACUGGGUCCCAGAGAACCAGCGCAGGCACACAGCUAAGAAAGCUCCGGAUGGCACAGUCAUACCAAACGGUUAUUGUGAUUUCUGUCUAGGCGGCUCCAAGAAGACCGGCUGCCCGGAGGACUUAAUCUCCUGUGCCGACUGUGGACGGUCAGGGCACCCGUCGUGCCUGCAGUUCACGGUGAACAUGACGGCCGCUGUGCGGACAUACCGCUGGCAGUGCAUCGAGUGCAAAAGCUGCAGCCUCUGUGGCACCUCCGAAAACGACGACCAGCUGCUCUUCUGCGAUGACUGUGACCGCGGCUACCACAUGUACUGCCUGAGCCCACCAAUGGCUGAGCCCCCUGAAGGUAGCUGGAGCUGUCACCUGUGCCUUCGGCAGCUGAAAGAAAAGGCCUCUGCCUACAUCACCCUGACCUAGGCUGCAGCCUUA